CUGCAGAGGGCUCCCCACCCCCACCCACCGGGCCGGAGCCACUGAGGAUGAGAGCUUGUCAGGUGUCUAUUACACACUACAUUUUCCAUGGCUAAAAACUGUCUUUCUCUUCCUACAAUAUCUCUGAAAAACUAUUGAAACCCUAGGAAAAUGACCUAAGAACUGCUUUGGAGUGUAAGGAGUUCCACAAGUGACGCGCUAAUGGAUGACAGACAGUUUCCUACAAAUGAUCCCCAGAUAGUCUCAAAAGACAGGCUUCAGGCCGGUGACGGGGUACAAGGUGUGGGAACUCGUUUGGCUCCUUCAUCUGAUGAAAAUGAAAAUCAAUUUGGUGAUGGGACUGAGGUCCUGACCAGCAGUGACAGUGCAAUGGGAAGGCAGGAAAAGGUUGAGCAGGACAGUAUCAAUAAUAAUGAAAACCUGGAUAGUAGACAUUAUUCACUGAGCAGUAAAGAAGAGGAGACUGGGAAGAGCUUUAUAAGCCUCCAUACAGACAUCCACACAGAGCAAAAACCUGUUCUAGAAAUACAGACAGUUGGAAAAAGAAGUCCAAGAAGCAAAAAAGGGUCCGGUAGGAAGUCUACAGGCACUCCUCCAGUGGAGACUACGGCAGGAAAGGAAGAGAAUGUUCUUGUUGCAGCCUCAGAGACUGUGCGUGAGGAAGACACCAAUAAAACAAAUGCAAACUGUCAGCAAAAGAAGCAAAAGCAGAUUUUGCAGCCUCUCUUCUCCCUGCUUCGAGAAGAGGUUGAGCAGAUGGACUUGAGGAUACUGCCCCUGUGUCUUCAUCAGAUAGCUGAGACCUAUUUUCAGGAGGAGGAAUAUGAGAAGGCAAUGAAAUUCAUUCAGCUUGAAAGACUAUAUCAUGAACAGCUACUUGCAAAUCUUUCUUUUAUACAGGAGCAGUGGGAAAUGAAGUGGAAAACAGCUGUGCCUAGGACAGUUACAACUCUGAGGAAUUCAGCUAAAGGACUUAGCAAUGAAGAGUUAGAAAAGCUUGCUAAACUUUGUACAUCACAUCAAGAGCCAUUUGCCUCCACACACAAGCUAAUAACAGCAGAAAAGUCUGAGGGAGGCAGUUGUUUUGUCCAGUUAAUGGAAUCAGAAGAUUUACAGGAAAGAGGUGCUGCUGCUUGCGAUUCAGGUAUUGAAACUUGGCCUGGCACUGGACCAAAGAAAGAAAAUCAGCAGAGCGAGAGAGAGAUGAGUGAGAGCUCCCUGUAUGAAAGCAAAACUGAUAGGCUUACAGAGGCAGUGAGUCUUCCGGUAGCUGCAGGGGAGAACCACAUGGAGGAGCAGCACUGCAGUGCUGAUUCAACACUGGAGCCCCACACCCAGCCCACGGGGACAGUGGGCAGGCCUUGUUCUGACUGUUUAUCAUCUGGGGAUGCCGGUAAAGAUAACAACAGUUUGCAGCAGAGAGAAACACAGCUCUCUAAGGAUGUGGCAAAAACAGAAGACACAGCUGAGGAGCCUGGAGUAGAACACUCUGGUGAGCCAAUGGUAGACACCUUUGUUUUAACAGAUGAUGAUUACAUGCCUCCUGAUUUGAUUUCUAAAGAUGAAAAUAUACAGGCUGACAGACAUUUACUCAGGUCAAAAAGCUGUGCUGGCACUGCAGAAACUGCCAGUGGCCAGCUAGGAAAUAGUGGAUUAAACCAGCAGCAGAGACAGUCUGGAGAUGAUGGUGGAAAAUCCCCACAGGAUAGAACUGCAUCAAACAUUUGUGAAAACAUGUGCUAUGGAAGUAAUAAAGUACCUGAACAUACAAGUACUGCACAUCCAAAAGUAUGCAAAGAAAGACAAGAAGCAGCAGAGCAGGUGGAGAAGCAGGAAAAGGUAAAUAAUGAAGAAUCAGAGGAUUUCUCUGUCAGAUAUUUAUGGAGUAGCAUAAAAGACACUGAAGAAUCCCUUGCAAACUUAGAAAAUCAAGAGGACUUGGAAACUCUUUCCCCAGGACAAGCAUCUUACAACUCCCUGGAGGGUCUAUCAGAAGACAGCUUUUCUUCACUUGAUGAACUCGCAAAAAGGAUAGAGAUUGCAGAGACUGCCCCAGCAGAAGGACUGGUGUCCAUACUAAAGAAGAGAGAUGACAGAGAAGGAAAGUCACUUGCUCAAGUUCAGCAGAAGCAGAAAAAGAGAAGAGUGAGAUUCCAAGAAAUGGAUGAUACCUUGGAUCAAGAUGAAGUUGCUGGCGGCUCCUGCAUUUUGUUGAUCCUGCUGUGCAUAGCAACAGUUUUCCUUAGCAUUGGAGGGACUGCACUGUACUGCACCUUUGGUGACACAGAAUCACCUGUAUGUACUGACUUUGCAGCCAACGUGGACUUUUACUACACGCAGAUAUUGCAAUGUGUGGAGGAACUCAAACACUGGAUAGCCUUCUCAUAGUUGAAAUGAGCAGGAACAGGACACUAAGAGCUCACCAGUGGUUACUGGGGAGAGUAAACACAAUUAUGAUUUCAAGGUUUCUGUAACAGGUCCCACCUUCAGGUGUGGCAUAGCUGAUGAUGUAAACCUAACCCCUAAAUAGUAACUGAAAAGAACUCUAAAAUAGUAAUCAGGUGGUGGAAAAAUCAAGUGUUAAACUGUAGCAGUGUGGUGUGGGAGAAAAAUAAAAUGUCAUUCUCUUCACCCAGUGAAUAUUCACUCAUCAUCUUUGGGAAGUGAAGAAAAAAGAAAGAAUCCUCUAUACAGUCUCCUAUUGCCACAUGUUGUAAGCAAUCUUUGCAAGCUUAGGGAAAAGACAGUUUUGAUUUACAGCUGUUUGUCUCCAGCUAUCAUGCAAUAAGUCUGUGUUUUAUGAAAAUAUGACUUUAUUUUUCUUUUAAGUCUUAAUGUCUGUCUCCAUUUUUAAUUCUCCUGGUAAGCAGUGUAAUUUGGGUGGAGAGAGGAGAGUGCAGUGGCAUUAAUAAUCCUCAUCCUUGCAUCUUUGAUUUGUGUGUUGGCUAUUAAUGGGAUAAAUCUGCAGGCACAUUUUACCAAAAUCUCUAGAAUUUUAGUCUCAACAUUCUGUGGGCAGUUUGGAAAUCUGGAGAAAUUUUAAAUCUUGGCCUCUUGCAGAAAACACCAAAGAGUACAACGACUUUUAAUAAAUUACUCUGACUAAUAAUAUUAAAGAAGUUUUGGUCAAUUAAAAAAGGCAUAGGGCUAAGAGUUAGGAUACCCAAGUUGUCUUUCUAGCUUUGUCACCAACUGGCAGUAAUGGCUCCAUGUCAGAGUUUGUCCCUCUGUAAAUUGGGGAUAAUGAAGUUUGCUUUUAAGUAGAAAAAUGCAUUGCAAUAGGUACUUGAACUUGAGUUUCCUGCAUCCCAGGUGAGUGACCUAACCACUGGCCACAAAAGGUGGUCAGUAUCUCUCAUCCAGUGAGCAUUCAUGUAUAUAAAGUAAAACAGUUUAAACAGGGGGUGGGAACCAGCAUACAGAUAGAUUGGUGCUUAGGAUAUUGUCUUGGGAUGUAGGAGACUUGGGUUCAAGUCUCUACUCCAAAUCAAGUGGAGUAGGAAUUUGAAAAUACAAUUACCACCUCUCAGAUGAGUGCCUCAGCCACUGGGCUAUGUGCAUAACAGCAAGUGAAUAGAAAGACAGGCAUCUAUCCCAGACAGUUACCCUGAAGAAGUCUUCUUCCCCACUGUUUUUAGUGUGGUGUCCAAAUUUGUUCACAUUCUCCUAGAAUCUCUACUAGACUAGGCCCCACAGGUGAGAAGGGGCCUUUUGUCUGAGGAUUCCACCUAGGCUUAGGCAUGAGCUAGGGCACCAACCAGCUUGGCAGUGUCAGAACUUGUGUGGGUUGGCUCUUGGUGAGUUUUAGGAAUUUACAGGGCUUAGGCAGCUUUUAAGAUGAGGUUUGGAUGAUCUCCAUGGUGCCUGAACAUUGGAUUCAUUCAGCUGAAAUUGCAGGCAGACACCUAAAUCCCCUGUAGACCUAGCUUCUGGGGUUUGAUCUGCACUGGAACAGAUGACAAAACUCCUAUUGACUUUUGUAACACAGGAUCCAGACCGUUGGCAUCGAAGUCCCACUAACAGUCUGUGGGUGUUGGGAACUCAGUGUUUAAGUUUAAAUGAAAAUGAGCCUGAAAUGUUUAAAUGAACACAGUGCUUUUGAAAAUCUGAUUUAAAAUCCCUUUAUUACCACAGCAGGAGUAGAUGAAUUCCUGGUGUCACUGCACCUGCACUUUGACUUGAGUGAAGUUUUUCCUUAACAACUUGUAGGACUGGGGAUAGAAGAGGAGAAAGAGCAGACAUGGAAGUAUGUGGCCUGGAAGCUGCGUAAGUAGAAAGCAGGAGAUUGUUGCUGCCACUGCAACUGUGCAGUUAUCCGGACAUGACAGUAACUGGAAGCAACUCCACCGUGUCCCAGGUAUUCCAGGCCCUACUCCUGGGUUGGAAAUGAGGAUUCCAUGUCUCUUUCCCCAUCUCCCUCCUCAUUCCUGCAGGCAUGUUCACCUGGCUUUGCUCCCGGGGCUGAGGUUUGAGUCUCCACAUUUGUCCUAUUUUUUUAGUCUGCAUUAUGUGCAGGUGCAAAUAUUUGCUAUUUACAUUUUAGUAAUGAAUUCUUAUCAUUUUAAUUUAUUUUCUUACCUUCACAUUUGGUAGAGGAGGGAACCACUGCUAUGAUAAUGAAAAGCAAAAUUGAUCUUCAGAGCCCUUUGUGCUCAUCUUGGCCAGAAUAUUGCAACUGCUUCUGCCAGUGGCAUAAUGGAUUUAGCCAAUGGUAGAGUCCUGAAGUAGGUAUUGGUAAAAAUCUAUUUCUGCUGUAUCUCAGGACAGUGUUCUUAGGGGCUGCAAUUCACUCCAUCCAACAUUUUACAUGCUUACUAGUGUUGUAUGAUACAUUAUGUCCUAGUCUAGGACUGUACCACAUAAAGUAACAUAAGAUCAAAGGAGUAAGACAUAACUCAGAAUAUUAAAAAAAUCAUGCUUUUUGGGAUUUACAAAUGAAUUGCCUCUCUAGCAAGCUUGAACACUUCUAAUGCACUGUCAUCCUUAAAGGAUUAUUUGUAAAGUGAAUCUUAAAAUCACUGUUUUCCAGAAUAAGUUGCAUGUAUGAUUUUGUUGUUGUUGUUCCCAGCACUGAACCUGAGUUGAGUUAUACCUUAAAAAGCCUUUGUUGUAGCUUUAUAUUAAAACUAAUAAUUUAAAAUGUCUAGUUUAAUGCAAAAUGUUUGUUUUCUAAAUUAAACUUGAGAAUAAUUUUUCUUUUCUCCCCAAAGGGCCUUUUGUUUUACAGUAUUGUAAUGCUAGGGUAAUCUAUAAAGGGUUAUGGGAUAGUUGCUUUUUUAUCUCAACAUGUUACUGGCUGGUUCAGUACACCACUUUGAGUUUAUUUAUUUAGUUUAGAUUGAUUUUAAAGAGAUUCUCUUAUAUUCCUAUUUUUUGUAAAUUGCUGAUGGAGUGUUGAAAAGCAUGCAUGUUGUUGUUAAAACCUUGUAUUUAUAAUUUCUGUGUAGUUAGUGUAUUUUUUUGGGUUCCUGUAACUUUACAUUCAGUGUUUUAAGCCCUUUAAGUUUAUUUUGAAAGUAAUGAUUGUUGAUUUCAACUUUAAAAAUUCUUGUUUUUAAGUUUUGUGCACUCUGUCACCAAAAACUGCAAGAGUUAUAGCUAAAAGUAUUUAUUUAAAAGUAUAUCAGAUAUAGAGAUAAAGGAUUCUUAUUCCUUAGCUUCUUUUUAUUAGAAACUACUUUAAAGCCAUUUUAUUGUGAAUUUUAAAGAGAGAAAAGGCAACACCAUUUUUAAAAAUCAAUUUAACAUACACUCUGUGACCAGUCCCUGUACUGUGUGGUGUGGCUGUGUGGUGCUUUUUUGCCAGUGCAAAGCCACCCUAAUGCCAGCAGAACUGGCCAUAGGGGGAUCACCAAGUUCAGGGAAAUUCUUUAGUGGCAUGGAUCCAGCAUAACUUCCUCUCCACCACCCACCUACCUGCCACACUGCUGCUACAGUACGUGUCUGGGAGUUUCAGCAAUCCUUAGUUAGUGAUCCUUAGUUAGUGUUAUUUAAAGAAGCCCUCCAGCUGCUCCGUCUUACCUUGAGGUACCAGGCUGGCACAGAAGCAACCCAAGAUUGAGGGAGCGCCAAGGUCACUGCUCGGCUUCUGUGUUUUGCUGUUCAGCCCUGCACUGGAACUCAGUAUCUGAGCCUGAACUAUAUUUCUAUUCACAUUGCUUUGCAAAACAUUGAGGGUACUGAUUUUUGUUUUAUGCACAGUCUUGUUAACAGAAAUAGGUCAUGUGCUCUAGGCUGCAUCUGCAAACACUCAGUGGAGUAAAGUAGUAAAUUUGUUAUGCUUCGAACUCAGAGCAUUUACAGGGAAUGCCAGCUUGGGUCGCCAUCCCAUGCAUUUUGUUCUGUUUGGAUUGUCACACAGGAUCCACCUCUGUGGUGUCUGAGUGUUUAGAGCCCCACAGGUAGCAUGGUGAAUCCCAGCUAAACAGUCAACUUAAUCCCUCUUCUGUCCAAAAAUGUUUUAGCUCAUAUAAUUAGGAGAAGCAGCAAAGAUUACUGUAACCAAAAGAAAUCAGAGGGGAAAGAAGGUAUGUUUGUCUGUGUGCUUAUUUUGUGUCUUUGACAGCCUUUGGUGUAUAGCCAAUUUAAUUUCCUCUCUCCACUCCCUCGUAUUUGUCUGGGUGUACCACAUAGCACUAGGGAAGAAGCAAAAUAAUUCUAAAACAGUCUUAUGUGGUUGUGAAACCACAGCAGUUGGCAGGAGGACUCAAAGACUGGUGGUGUCCUCAGAACUAUUGAAGCUCAUAUCUUACACCGAGAUUUCAAGAUGCCAGUGUCUGUUUGGUUAAAAAGUGCCCAUUCCUCCUCCUACAUCAGCAGUUGCUACACUCCGUUUCACGCAUGUGUGUGUGUAUACGCACGUACACACCCACGUAUGUGAAGUCUUGCAAAUACCUUUGCUUUUAUACAUCAAGAAGAAAAAUGUAUAAUUCUGAUUAAUAAAUUUUCUGUAUUUUGCAAUGAGCCUCUUUUCUGUGGUUAGUACUGAAGCUCUGUGAGUGCAAAACAAGCCUGAAAUCUCAACAAAAAAAAAUUAAGUUGAAACUGGUUUCCUACAUGAUUGGGUGACAUUCCACUUAAUGACCGAAAGGGCUGUUACCUAUACAUUGAAAACAUUAUUGCCUAAAUCUAACAUAAAAACACCAAUCUGAAGGCACCAACUCCUAUUUGUAAUGAAUCUAAUCUUAGCUACUCUUAGCAACAGGAGGAAAUAACUGUAUUUGAGACCAUCAACCAAGCUUGUAAUUGAAGUACUGUAGUAAAGAAUAAAUAAAUUAAUAAAAAGUGUCCCAGAGCAAAUAUCUGAA
Gavialis gangeticus (Gharial) is the source of this 7307-nucleotide messenger RNA. RefSeq names its product consortin, connexin sorting protein (gene CNST). The coding region runs from base 202 to 2388 and encodes 728 amino acids. The record is from RefSeq and is a predicted model, not a curated record. NCBI's taxonomy places the organism in Eukaryota, Metazoa, Chordata, Crocodylia, Gavialidae. The transcript has 12 exons. Gene Ontology annotation, molecular function: connexin binding. Gene Ontology annotation, biological process: positive regulation of Golgi to plasma membrane protein transport. Gene Ontology annotation, cellular component: transport vesicle; plasma membrane; trans-Golgi network.